AUGGCACCUAAAAAAGAAACUGCUACUGCAACUAGUGCCAAGAAAGCAGCAACAAAAGGAGUUAAUGGCAAAAUCGCAAAAAAAAUUCGUACCUCAACAACUUUUCAUCGUCCUAAAACUCUUCGACUUUCACGAGAUCCAAAAUAUCCUCGCAAGUCCGUUCCGCAUGUAGCACGGCUAGAUAAAUUCAAGAUUUUAAAAAACCCAUUAAACACCGAAUCAGCAAUGAAAAAAAUUGAGGAUACAAAUACAUUGGUUUUUAUUGUUGAUACUAGAGCGAACAAACGUCAAAUUAAAGAUGCAGUUAAAAAGAUGUAUGAUGUAGAUGCUCAAAAAAUUAAUACAUUGAUAAGACCUGAUGGAACUAAGAAGGCUUAUGUGCGUCUUACAAGUGACGUUGAAGCUUUAGAUGUUGCUAAUAAGAUUGGAUUUAUUUAA
Molecule: messenger RNA, 438 nt
Organism: Entrophospora candida
Lineage: Eukaryota; Fungi; Glomeromycota; Glomeromycetes; Entrophosporales; Entrophosporaceae
Source: the annotation of a GenBank genome assembly